UUUAAAGUUGACAUCAAUAUUUAUCUGAACCAUUGUGUAAAGAAAUCCUCACAGUUGUUUGCUUUUAUGUGGCAUAGUCGGCUCGUAGACCAUAUGAUAAUUAUUUUUAAUAAAUUAACGAAUAAUAUUUUAAGGAUAAUUAUUAAAUUCGGCAUAAAACCGAUAAUAAUUGAUCUUAUACUACAAAGAUAAGAUAAGCCACGAAAACAGUUUUUGGCACUUGUGCACACUUGUCUAGAGCCGACACUGCUCGAGCACUAAUUCUUCAAACAAACCUUAACAUAUUUGUUUUACUUUUCUGACAGAAUCAUUUUUAAAAGCACAAUGGAAGAGCAGCAACAGUCGCCGGCUGAAAACCCUGAAAGUCCCGACGAAGUGAAACCAAAAGUUGAAGAAAGUGUCGCCAAUGUGUCAGUGAUUACGAGGCAGCUAACAGCCGACGGAACCAUAGAAAGUAACAUAGAGAUCGUCAAUGAGGAAGUGGUGAAAUCUUCCAACUCUUCGCCACAAGAACCUCCAGAAAGUAACGAAGAUCAGGUCGCAGCAGAGAAUAUUAAGUACGAGGAACACGUCAUGCAAGACUUAGACAGUUACAAUUCAGAAAGGUUCGCUGGAAACACCGUGGUGACUUUGGUUGGCAAUUCUGAAACCAUCAAUGAAUUACCAACAAAUGUUUACGUGAAUUUGGAAAGUGUCAACGGAAAUAUGGAUUACAGUGCGAAUUAUAUCAUUCCAAACAAUUACGAUGAAUACAGUAUCGAGAAUUCUUCAUCGCCGCAAGCUUCGUACUUGUUAAAUAGAGAUCCAAACAUGGCUGCAGCUUCAAUCAGAUAUUGUACUGAACCUGAAGGUCCAUAUGCAGGUGGUGCUGUAGUGCAAAACCCAGGUGGCCACAUCGCGCAAUACAGCGGUCAGCAAAACUACCACAUCAGCUACGCUCAGAACUGGACUCCUCAGUCGCAGUCAGCUUCAGUUUACAACGGUCCGGCUCAGAUGCUGGCGCAAGCCGACAGCACGCAGUUCAACGGUUACGCCAACGGCGGCGGAAGCAGUGGCGGCCUAAACGAGGGGGCAGGGACAUCGUCAAACCCACAGGAAUUAAUAUCACCAAAUAGCAACAGAAGAAGUGGAGUAAAUUGUGCGAAUUGUAAGACCACAAAUACAACGUUGUGGAGAAGAAAUAAUCAAGGGGAACCAGUAUGUAACGCAUGUGGACUUUACUUCAAACUUCACGGGGUUGUAAGGCCACUAAGUAUGAAGAAGGAGGGCAUCCAAACAAGAAAAAGGAGACCAAAGAAUACCUCCAGCUCUGGGCCGAGCUCUUCUAUAGUUCACCAUUCUUCUAGGCUGGGCACACCCGCACAACACUACACAUCUCCAUAUCCUUUACCUACAGAGAUACAAGAUGGAUACGAAUUACCCCAUCCAAUGAAUUAUUAUAAUAGGGUAAAUACUCAAAGCGAGUCAUAUUUACGUGUUACUCCGCAUGAAGAGGACUCUUCUGUUAUAACUUCGACUUCUCACCACCAAAACUACCAGGAUCAAAUGGACGAAGAAGAUGGACAAUGACCAAUAAAAACAUCGAAAUAAAAGUCAGCACCUGAUAAUUUUUGUAAAAAUUUCUUAGGUUAGCAAAACAUUUUUUAAAUUAUACAUUUUAAGUUAAAAUUGAAAUUGGUGAUAAGACUAAAAAUGUACUUUAAGUUUGAUUUUCAAGACUAUGUGUUUUUUAUUUUAACAAAAACUAAAAUAGCUCGAAAAUAAUUAUUGAUCUCGUUUGCCAUUUUUUAAUAAAUAGCGUUGAAUAAACUUUAAAGUUUAUUUGACUAAAUAGUCAAUAACAAUAAGUAAAAAUAUAAAAAACGUAUUUUUUUCUUUAAAAUGUUGUUUUGAAUAUUGAAUAAUUAAGUUUUUAUAAAUUGUAUGUCUAGUCAUACCUACUUUUAUUAUUUUACUAGUUUUAUAUUUUAAAUGUUAAAUAGGUUUUAAUAUUAUUUAUUGUAACUAUUUCUUUUAAUUUAUGGUGGGUUUCACGAAAUGUUACAAGAAUAGAUUACAACUGAAUGUUACAAGAAAAUAUUUUAAGAAUUAUAUAUGUUAAUAUGCCUUGAAUCAAGGCGCUUGAUGAGCCCUUGAUGAACAUAUCUUCUGAUUUAUUUUAUGCUUAAAAUAAUUUUUGAAAACUUCAAAUAUGUUAAAAUCAAAAUUUGUAUAAUAUUUCAAGUUAGUAGGUAGGUACAAAUAUUCAGAAUUUUCCUUGUAUUUAUUUUGUUAAAAAUAAGAUACUGUUUUAGGAUUAAUUUAAAUAAUAACUUAUAAGUUAACUUUUAAAUGAAUAUCCAACAUCUGUUCUAUGUUAUGUUUAAUAUUCUUUUAUUUUUUAUUGUUUGAAAAUCCUUUUUCUGAUACUAAUACAAUCGCCUAUAAUUUCCUCUCUCGUACUCCUUUUAAUUUUUUAUUGUAAUAUUCGCUUGUAAUGUUCUUGUAAUAUUUAUUGAAACGGGCCCUUAGUAUUUAUACAUAGUUUUUACACGUAUAAUAAUAUAAGUAUAUCUUUGUAGAUACCUUAGUUUAAAUAAAUUUAUUUGAAAUAAAUAUUUUAUCUUUAA
Messenger RNA from Brassicogethes aeneus, 2609 nucleotides. The record is from the annotation of a GenBank genome assembly. Lineage: Eukaryota; Metazoa; Arthropoda; Insecta; Coleoptera; Nitidulidae.